Molecule: messenger RNA, 4360 nt
Organism: Heterotrigona itama
Lineage: Eukaryota; Metazoa; Arthropoda; Insecta; Hymenoptera; Apidae
Source: the annotation of a GenBank genome assembly
UACGGUUGGAUUUCGAGGAUCGAUCGACGCCACGGGACGACAGUCAGUCGUUUCGAGGCUGCCGAGUUGACCGGGUGUCGUUGAGCGACCAGAGCCGUACCGGUUCUGCCCUCUCCCUCUUUCUUUUCCGAAGUAGCCAGCCUGUUUGCCGCUACUCGCGCGCGCCUAUCAUCGUCUCGCUUCUCUUUUUUCUCUACGCGUGCACAGUGUUCACGCACAGUGAGGGACCAUGAAGAGUGUCACGACAACCACGGCCACCAGUCUUCUCUUCCUGGCGCUGAUCCAAGCUGCCAUGUGCGCGAAUAACGUCACCGUGGAUGUGGCCACCUUCUUUCCGCAGAUCAACGGCAAUCUCACCAAGAUCGUCUGGGCCCAUGCCGUCAACAACAAGACCUUACUCGAGAACGCGCUGAAAACAGCCGACAUCAUGAUGCUGGAGGCGGACGUUACGAUAGCGAACAACACGACACCGAUAAUGGCACAUCCGCCGGAGAACACGAGUGACCUAACUCUGGAGGAAUUCCUCGACAAGGUGAUCACGAAGAACGUUACCAAGGGCAUCAAGCUAGACUUCAAGAGCAUCGAGGCCUUCAACGCGAGCAAACCUAUCUUGGACAAAGUUCGCAACAACAUCACGUUCCCCGUAUUUCUGAACGCGGACAUACUCGCUGGGCCAGUGAACGCGAAUGCCACGCCAGUGAACGCAGUAUCUUUCCUCACGGAAGCCAAAGCGUAUUCAGAGUACACGCUGUCGGUCGGCUGGACCACCAGGUACGAGGCCAAGGACAAUGCCACCGAGGCUCGAUACACCGAGAAGCAAAUUCAGGAAAUGAUCGACAUCCUGAAGAAGCAGAACAUUACCCAGCCGAUAACUUACCCGGUAAGAGCCGGUCUAGCCGCGAACGACAUCAAGGUGAUCAAGUCGCUGAUGGAGAAGAGUUCCGAGAUGAAGAACGCAACCCUGACCAUUUGGUCGAGCGAGGGCGACAAGGUCGACGCGGAUCAGUUAUCGGCGUUGAUACGCGACGUUGGAGUGAAGAAGGUGUUCGUCGACGUGCCGCAAGAUCUGUUGAACAAGCUCCAUUAUUCCGGAGCGUCAAGCGUCAGCGUCGCUUCCGUCGCGCUUGCGGUCACUUUCGUCACCGCUUUUCUAUCAACGAUAUUGUGAACGGUUUGAACAAUUCUCGUCGCGUUUCGCGUUAUGCUGGUGGGGCUUGAGGGACGGAGGAAGGUGUCUUCUUGCGUCUUCUUCCGUCGCCGCGGAAUUUGUCCCUCGACGAAGGAAAGAUGCGAGAGGUUGACGAAACGCGAGCCGAAUCGCCGAUCAACGAUCGUCAAAAUUCCGAAAAAUCAAAAAGCAUUCUCGAUUUCCAACGAUCGGACGUUCCCCCGUUAGAGUCCCGAUCGUGAACGUGUACUUUCUAGCGUGUAAGCUUUAUUCGCAAACGUUUUUUCUAAGUAUUUUAAGGAAGCUUUCUUAGGAACACGAUAUUCCCGUCGAUCGCAACGCGACACCCUUGCUUUGCGAGCACUUCAACAUCGUGCCCGUUGCUUUCUUCGUUUUCCAAACACGGCUGUUUUCUUUCCGAUUCACCCGCCGACCCGUUUUUUGUAGAUUUCUAUGAUAGAAAUGCGGCGAGGCGCCUGUUCCGAUUCUUUAAGUAAACGUACUAAAAUGAUUAGAGUAAGAUAUAACAUACCGGAAAGGCGUUAUGAUAGUUGGACUAUGUCAUGCCCGAUUUUACCGAUAAUUGAAAAUUAAAUUGAUUUAGCGAACGAAUUAACGACGUUUUUCUUUCAGGCGCGUUUUACAACAGGCACGCACCCCGGUUGAUUUCGCAUCUCGGACGUGAACCACCACGCGUAUCGGUGCCGUGAUAAGGAAGGAAAUUCUAAUCGACGCUGGCGCACUUAUCACAGGUUUUUGCACCAUUUACACCUUUGAGACGCGCGAGAUAUCUUUUUUCUAUGAUACACCGCGUCGAAUGCGAGAUCUACUCGUAGUGUGUUAUAUCGUACCUCUUUAGUGUUCACCGACGUAUCUCCUGUACCUGCCUUUAACAUAUCUCAGACAUAGGUGCAGAAUAAUGAUGCAAAAACAAAAUACAUUAAAAAGAAAAAAGAAAGAAAAUAAGGUAUUAGAUUUUACGUAAGCUGCAAACGUGUAUAUCUGUAAGCCAAAGGAUUGUGAAUGCGUAAUACGGUGCCGGUGCACCGCGUUUGAUAACGAAACAAUAAAAUUAUGUGCAAAAUUCGUCGGCUUUUUCCAUCGAAUCCUCUACGCGAGCGUUUCUCUCAAAAUUUUGGGGCAAGUGAAAGAGUACUCAAAACAAUUAACGACCAUUGAUUUCAUGUUUUAACGGAGAAACAAAAAUAGAAAGAGAAAAUCAGAGCUGGAUAAAAUGCUAUUUUAAAUACAGUAAAUAGUAAAUAAUCCUUUAUUUAUUUAUUUUAAAUUAUACGUAUAACUUUGAAAAUAAAAUAUUUUAUUUGAUACAGUAAGUCUUUAAAAUAGAAUUUGAAAAUAGUGUAUACUAUUUGAAGAGAAUUGAAAAUAUUUGAAGUUAUUUCCUUCAUUUUAAAUACUGUUGCUAAAAAUAAUGAUUUACGUUCAAUAUAUUUAUUAAUUGGCCAAAUAAUUUUUUUAUGUGUAAAAAUAUAAGUACUAAUUAAGUGUAAGUUUUAUUUCUUUUUUGGAAUAUCGUUGAAACAAGAAAUAUCAGAUCAUUCUAUAAAUACUGCGGUUUGUCAACAAGAAACAACACAAAAAGAAGAGAAACUAAAAAAUGACAUUCAGAAAAAUCACAAUAUUUAUGGAAUGGUCCAAUGCUUCAAGCAAGAUUGAAGUAUUUUAUUUUAUGCUUUAAAUUAUUAAAUUAAAAUAUUAUAUUUUAUAUUUUAGAUUAUUAAAAUGAAAAUAUUUUUUGUUUGUUGAAACAUUACAUCCUACUUAAAAUACUAUUUUAUUUAAGCUGGACAGAAUCUAAAAUAUUAAAUACUAUUUAAAAUAUUUAUUUCGCACAAUAUUGCUAAGUUCUUGAGAAACUAAAGGAAUACAGGUAACAUAAAUAAAAAAAGAACAAAAUAUUAUAAUAGAAUGAAUAUUUAAGUGUUAAAAUAAAUUCAAAAUUGAACGUUUGCACUUACGGUCGAGUAACAAAAGAAAAAUUAAUUUGAUCAGAAAUUCUUUAAUUCGGUAAAUCCAAAGAUCAUUAAAUACAUUUAAAAAUUAAUCUAGAAGACCAGAGUGCACAAACAUGUAUUGAAAGAAUAACCAAGUGAUUUCAAAAUUGACCCUUCAAUUUCGAAAUUAAAUUUGGUAUUAAAUGAAACUUCAGCUUAUGAUGAAACAUCAAUUGAUUUGUACUUUUCUGUGUGUUAAAUUUACGACAUUCUUCUAUUGUAAGACGCUAGAAGCAAGUUCUCAAAGUUGGGACCUGUAUUGCGGGUGGUCCGUCUUUGAUCCCCUGAAUCGAUGAUUGCUCACGCAAAGCGUGUCGUAGAAUACGAGUCGUUACAUUCACAACGCAUCCCUUCAUUUCUAUCGACAUAAUUCUCCCAACAGACUAACACAGAGAAUCGGCAAAGAACUCGUUCAACAUCGGAAGAAACCGCGAACGAAUUUCUGUUAUCCUCGAGAUCCAUUAAAUUCGUUAUCGAGUCAGGCCUUUUAAUUAUUGAAUUGGAUCGCUGGUCAAACAGCCUGGAGAAACCCGUUACCGACCGAACGUUCACUCGGUUUCUGUUUACCCAACCAUUUGACACGAACGAUGCAAGUCGUGGACCUUCUGUUUGCCUUUCGAUUAUUUACCAUCUGCUCGCGUAACCGAUCGAACUGCAGCUCUGUUCGUUAACGAUCUUCGCAUGCCUGCACGACGAUAGAUAAUAACUAGGAGGAAUUUCAUUGUCUGUCGACACGGUGCUAACGCCAAUGAUACCGACGCGUUCGAAUUCCGAGCGGGAUUUUUUCGCGCCGACGUUCACGGUGCCAAGGUAACACGGUGAAAGAAAACGAGAAGCAGAGGGAAGGCGUGGUGGAAGGGUUACGAGAUGUCAAGGGUCACUCCAUCGAGAGUGGUCUUCGGUAGGAAGAAAUUCCGGUUAUCGCGAUCGGGCUUGACCACGUUGUUCAUGCCACGUGACAAGAGGAGAUUACUCCAAAAAAGGAAAAUAUAUGUAUAUAUUGAUUAGGGCACUCUCACUGAAUAGUAAUCAAUUUAUGUCUGACUUACGUAUCUCUGACUUUGAGAUGAAAGAAAACGCAAUUUCUUCUUAUAGCGGGCGCGAGUUGUUCGCGGUUCACAAUUAAUCAUAGAAAAGUUAAAGUAUCAGAAUUGUAACACUAAACGUACCAAGCGGG